Molecule: messenger RNA, 387 nt
Organism: Lactuca sativa (garden lettuce)
Lineage: Eukaryota; Viridiplantae; Streptophyta; Magnoliopsida; Asterales; Asteraceae
Source: RefSeq, a predicted model, not a curated record
AUGAAACAUUGGGUUUGUGUUUUUGAAUCCCAGGGCUUCUCAUGGUGUGAUGAUGAUGCAAAGAAGGGUGACACCGGUCCGCUGAGUCACCCCUUCGACUUCUUACACUUGGGUAAGAUAAUUAUAUAUUUAAGGAGAAAGGAGCUGAUGAAAAUUUCUCUCAAGGCAAUGGGCAGAGCUAUUAACAAAACUGUUAUGAUAGCUGAAUUAAUUAAGAGAAGGAUUGCUGGUCUUCAUCAAAUUACAUCUAUUGGUUUCGCCGAUAUAACAGAUAUGUGGGAACCACUAGAAGAAUGCCAUCUCCCUCUUGAAACUACCCGCCACGUGUCAGUGAUUACGAUUACCUUGUCAAGAAAAGAGCUUGACACAUCAUCCAUCGAUAUGUGA